UGUCCGCCGAGGAAAGCAGACAACAAAAGACCCCCACCCUCAAACCGCAGGCGCGAUGAGCUUCCUUUAUCCGUACUCCCUUUUCCCAACCAUCGGGGGCGUCAACGGCAUCGGCUGCAGUAACCCCACGACCGGCUCCUCCACCCAUCAAGGAGGAGGAGGAGGAGGAGGAGUAGUAGACAGGUCCGACGCCACCAGCGGCAGCAGCAGCGGCAGCAGCAGCCGUGGCCACAGCCCUGUCCCCCGCUCGCCGGUCCGCGAGAUGGCCUCGUCCCAGCUGUUGGCUGACCACGCCGCCGCCGCCGCGGGCACCGCCUCCGUGGCCGUGGCCAUCGACAGGGACAAGAACAGCCCGCACGCUGUGAGGUGGGCCAUCGACCACCUCGGGGUCAGCGGGUUGGUUAUGGCCCUGAUCCACGUCAGGCACAAGAAUUCGCAUCACAUCGCUUCCGGCACUGAUGUUGUUGGAGACCCAGUGGACGGAGAUUCGCGAGAUCUGUUCGUCAUGUACCGGGGAUACAGCGCUCGAAAACGGGUUCAAAUAAAGGAAGUGGUCGUUGAGGAGAACGAUGUUGCCAAAGGCCUUUUGGAAUAUAUCGCAAACAACUGCAUCACAAGCGUCGUCAUGGGCGCAGCGAGUCGCAACACUCUCGCCAGAAAGUUGAAGUACACCGAUGUGUCAACCUCCGUUUCGAAAUCCGCGCCCGACUUUUGUAGCGUGUAUGUGAUUUCAAAAGGGAAGGUAGUAUCGGUCCGGCAAGCACGACGGCCUGUGGUAAACACCGCGACUCCCCCUAGACAGCCAAGUUCUCGCGCCAUAUCUCCUAUUUAUUCGCGAGAACAGACCAAGCUCCACGACACAGCCAGGGGAAGAAGAAGAAGUACAGGAUCGGAUAUGCUAAGUAUGGGAAACGAGAGGAGCCGAGCUGCUGUGGUGAAUCUGUCGCUAGACAAUUAUGACUUCCGUGGGCUCAGUCCUCCGCCACAGCGAAAUUCUACGUCCGACGAGAGUGAUAUUUCGGGGUCUCUUUCUUUAGGAUCGAUGGAUUUUGGGGACCAGAAAUUUGAUUUCAGUAUGGUAGAGUCAGAUUCGCCAUCACCUUCCUCCAUCGCUCAAUCUUCUCGAGAUCUAGAGGCCGAAAUGAAAAGACUCAAGCUUGAACUUAAGCAAACCAUGGACAUGUACAGCACUGCUUGCAAAGAGGCCCUCUCCGCCAAAAAGCAGGCUGAAGAACUUCAUCUGCUGAAGAUUCAAGAAGUUCGUAAGUUUGAGGAAGCCAGGCAUGCAGAAGAGGCAGCUCUUGCUCUGGCCGAUAUGGAAAAGGCCAAGUGCAAAGCUGCCAUUGAAGCAGCAGAGAAGGCGCAGAAGCUAGCUGAAAUGGAGGCACAGAGAAGGAGACAAGCCGAGAUAAAAGCCAAGCUAGAGUCAAAAGAAAAGGUUCGAGCACUGAGUGCUUUGCACCAGAAUGAUAGCCGAUACAGGAGAUACACCAUAGAAGAAAUCGAGGAAGCAACUGACAGAUUCUCGAAGACAAAUAAGAUUGGUGAAGGCGGAUAUGGGCCAGUAUACAAGGGAAAGCUCGACCACACGUCUGUAGCAAUCAAGGUGUUACGACCUGAUGCUGUUCAAGGGAAAAGGCAAUUCCAUCAAGAGGUCGAGGUUCUGAGCUGUAUGAGACAUCCAAACAUGGUCCUCCUUUUAGGAGCGUGCACGGAGUACGGAUGCUUGGUGUACGAAUACAUGGACCGUGGCAGUCUCGAAGACCGCCUAUUUCGAAAAGGCAAAACCCCUCCGAUUUCGUGGCAGAAGCGGUUUGAUAUAGCAGCUGAAAUCGCAACAGCUCUUUUGUUUCUCCACCAAUCCAAGCCUGAGCCUCUUGUUCAUAGGGACCUCAAACCAGCCAACAUCCUCUUAGACCGCAACUACAAGAGCAAGAUUAGUGACGUGGGCCUAGCGAGGUUGGUCCCCCCUGCUGUAGCAGACAGUGUCACACAAUUUCACAUGACUGCGGCUGCAGGAACGUUUUGUUAUAUAGAUCCGGAGUAUCAACAGACGGGCAAAUUAACCACCAAAUCAGACGUGUACUCCUUCGGGAUAAUGUUGCUUCAAAUAAUCACAGUUCAACCUGCAAUGGGGCUGUCCCACCAUGUUAGAACUGCCAUCGAGAAGGGAACGUUUGAAGAGAUGCUCGAUCCAGCAGUGCCGGAUUGGCCAGUGGAAGAGGCUUUAGCAUUUGCGAAAUUGGCUCUCAUGUGCGCAGAGCUGCGAAAGAAGGAUAGACCUGAUCUUGGGACGGUUGUAUUGCCAGAGCUUAACCGGCUAAGGGAUUUUGGAAGCAACUUAGAAAGCAGCAGCGGUUAUGGUUACAGCCCUGGACCAAGUUCUACCGUUGUAAGCCGUGGACCUAGUUCUCCCUCUGUAAGCUAUGGAUCAUGUUCUCCCGUUUUGAGUCCUCGUCAGGAUUGGUCAUAUGAGACUUCAAAUGAUGGAAACAACGGAUGAAUGGAUGCAUAUGCGAGCAAGGAUGACACCAACCAAUCUCGAAGAACUCAUAGUUUCAGGACUCAUCGCAUAAAAAGCUACUCGGUAGGCAAAGAUCCUGGUCCUGCUAUUACCCAGCCAGAUUAAACUGUGCAGAUCAAUGUUUGGGGGGCUUGUUGAUAUUAGAGAACAGUGAGGAAUGUGCAUACUUAAGCUUUUUCGACAGAUAAUUACUACCACUUGGAAUCAAUUGGCAACUUUUCUAUUUGCUCUUGGAAUGAAUUUGCCUUCCAAUUGUUCCUUGUGACA
Molecule: messenger RNA, 2791 nt
Organism: Eucalyptus grandis
Lineage: Eukaryota; Viridiplantae; Streptophyta; Magnoliopsida; Myrtales; Myrtaceae
Product: U-box domain-containing protein 51
Exons: 9
Coding region: 56-2503 (815 amino acids)
Biological process (GO): protein phosphorylation
Molecular function (GO): ATP binding; protein kinase activity
Source: RefSeq, a predicted model, not a curated record